UGGGAAAAGGGGAGGGAAGAACAGGGGGAGGAGUAGGGAGAUUCAUUCAUCCACUUUCAGAAGUUGGUAGUAUAUAAUGGGGGUUUCGUGCCUAGGGAGAAGCAGAAGUUUCAGAGAGAAGGCAGCUGUUGGGGAAAGCCAUGCCAAAGGGAAAAGGCUCAGCCCUGGAACCAGAACCAAGGGUGGAAAUGCUACAGGAAGAAGGCGGUGACCAUGGGACCAAUCAUAGCACCAGAAGAGACCAAAGGAAAAUGAACCCUGCUGUCACUUUCUGCAUGCUCUUGGUUUUCAUCCUCACUGUACUCAUCAUCUAUCUGCUUGUAGAUAACGUCAGAUCCCAACAGAAAAUGUGUGCAUCUGGUCAGUUUCCAAAAGCCUUGGGAUCUGAGCGGUUAUAUCAGCGAGCUUAUACGCCCCACAGGUCUAAUUCAGACAAGCCAAGAGCACACCUGACAGCUAUUCGACAGAAUCCUAUGACUCCCAUGAAAGAUUCAUGGCCGGCUCUCCAGUGGGAACAUAAACUUGGUUCUGCUUUCGUCAAAAACCAAAUGAACUACACCAACAAGUUCCUAGUGAUUCCGGAGUCAGGAGACUACUUUGUGUAUUCACAAGUCACUUUCCGAGGCAGCACACCAGAAUGUGGUAAAAUUAAUCAGAAGGAUCGAUCCACCAAGCCAGAUUACAUAACUCAGGUCAUCACCAGAGUCACUGACAGAUACCCUGAGCCAACGCAGCUUUUAACAGGGACCAAGUCCAUCUGUGAGAUAGGCAGCAAUUGGUUUAUUCCAAUUUACCUGGGUGCUGUUUUUCCUAUGCAAGAGGGAGAUAAGCUGAUGGUAAAUGUCAGUGACAUCUCUCUUGUGGAUUAUACCAAAGAAGACAAAACAUUCUUUGGGGCUUUCCUGUUAUAGGGACCAAAGAAGCCAUCACUUGUGAAGGGAUCUUCUGUUUUGAUUGACUAUUUUCAAUCCCUAAUUUUAAUCAUUUGUAUGUACUUAAACCCAGAAAAUUUCAUGAAGGCUAGUAGGGAGAAGGGGAAACAAAUUCCACUGUCAGUAAUUUAGGUAGGAAGUUUUGGACUAGGAAAAGCACUUUAUAAUAUGCCUAGAAGAUGAGAAUUCUAAGCAAGGUAUAUUUAAAAAAAUCAUGGAACAGAACCUCAGAAGUAGAUAAGAUCUCAGGGCACAGAAUAUAUGUUAGGAGUAACCUGAAAAUUCAGAAUAUUGGAAUUUAAAGAAACCCUAGAACACAGAAUUUUAGAGUCAAAAGGAAACUUAUAAUGCAAAAUGUUAGAGCUAGAAGGUGCCUUAGGUAACUAAAUGUGAGAGCAUAUAAAAUCAGAGCUAAACAGAGCUAUUUCACAAAUUUUCAAUAUUUUAGGUGGGAAAAAUGAGGUCCAAAGAAGGGAAUAACUUACUCAAAACCACACAAGUAUUACUACUUGAAUAGUCCCUAAGUGAAAUAGUUACAGGGGAAGAAAUAAAUACUUACAUUACAUCUAUUACACUCCAGGUAUUGUACAAGUAAGAUGUCAUCUGAGCCUCACAACAACCCUGGGAAAGAGGUGUUAUUAUUAUCCUCAUUUUACAAUUAAGAAAACAAGAAAACAAAGGUUAAGUGACUUGUCCAGGAUCACAUAGCUAGUAAGUGUUAUAGGAUAUAUUUGAACUCGGAUCUUCCUGACUAUAAAUCCAGUGUUCUAUUCACUAUGCCAGCUAGUUGUCUAGUGAACAGAAGAGGAAAAAGGAGAAAUUUUGACUUCUAUGCCCUCUCUAAACUUCAGAUUCCUCAUUGAUAAAAUAAGGGAAUUUCACAGGAAGAUAUAGGUUCAAAUUCUACUUCAGAUACUUCUUGUGUGACUUUUAAGUAAGUCACUUUACCCUUCUGUGUCCCCAUUUCUUCAUCUUACCUGGAUGCUGUUUUUCCUAUGUAGGAGGGGACUGGGUUAUGGGGAGAGGAGUUUUUAAUCUUCAGCAAGGCUUCAUAUUAUGACCAGGAACCCCUUGUUAAUGAAAUAAUUUCCCUUGGAAAAAAGAUAAAAUAAUUAAAGAAUUUAGAGCUGGAGGAAACCUUAGAGAUUCAACAGUCAAACUCUUUCAUUUUGUUGUUAGGAAAACCAAAAUGCAAAGUAGUUAAAGCAUCUUUUUCGUGAUGACUCAAGUAAGUGAUCUUCUAAGUCCAGAAGUCAUGCAUCUUCCUCUGUUGCACAGAGCCAUGAAUGGGGAAUACUUACUUCUUCAUAUGUGUCCCCUUUAGCUUCCCAUAAUAAUAUAAAUAUUAAUUACUAUCAUGUUAGCUUUGGUACACCAUGCCUCCUUGGCCAUCUCUCGUGAAUGAGUCCUGACAUAGGAAUUUCCUGAACUCAGCUGGAGAAGGGAUUGGCAAGACAAAUAUCAACCCACUGCAGCUGGGCUUGAUCAGGAGAUUUGGAUGAAGAGGAAAAUGGGUAUUGAGAAGCUAGUAAUGAAAUGUCCUUCCUGCACCGUAAAAGCUAUCCUUUCUAUGGAUCUGCCUUUAUAAAAGAAUGAAAAUAGACUCAACCAAGAGAUCUUUACUUGGGAUCCAUAGCCCUAAGAUUUCAGGAGGUGCAUGAACUUGGAUGGGAAAAAUAAUACAUUUUGAUUUUCACUAACAUCCAACUGAAAUUUAGUAUUUCCUUCAGUUAUUUAAAAAUAUAAUUCCAACAAGUCCAUAGAUGUUCAAAGGGAUCCAUCACACAAAAUAAGGUGGAAAACUCCUAGACUCGAUCAUUUUGAUGGCUUUUUCCAACCCUAAAUCCUGUGAUCCUCUAAUCCUCUGACUUUUCUGCUCUUGCUCUUGAUUGAAGAAGUAAGGAAGGUUGCCUAAGGAGACCUCCUUAAGAAAAGAAAGUCUUCACAAAAGGAGACUACAAAUCAAGUCCCUUACAAACAUUUGCACUUCUUUGUCAGAUUUCACUGAAUGGGUCAGGCUAAGAAAAAAAUAUCUUGUCUGGACAUGGAUGUUUACAAUAAUAGCAUUUUUCCACCACACAUUAAGAAAUUAGAGACUUUGGGAAAUCCCUAAAAUUAAUUUAUUUUGUCCAGGUUAUAUGUUUAAGUUAUUUGUCAUCCUUCCCAUCCAAAGAUGGAAUCCCAAGUGGCUCUUUUGGCAUCUGGCUCAACUCAGGUGUUUAACAUUUGUUUCAGAUAACUGCUUAAGAUCCAUUCGUUGGCGCACAGGUGUGUCUGUGUUGUAUGUACACAAAGCAGUAAAUGUUCUGCUGUCUAUUUUAGUGCAGAAGAUAUUUUUUUCAAAUGAGCAGAACUUAGUUUGCUUUCUAUUUAAGUCAACAAACAUUUAUUAAGCAUCCACCAUGCGCAAGUCCUGUGCUAAGUGCUGGGAAAUUUAAAAAAAAAAAGGUAAAAAAAGAGUCUGUCCUCCAGGUGCUCACAGUUUACUAGGCGGGAAACAGGAAAAUAGCCACACAAUACCAAAAUACGUACAGAAUCUCAGAGAGGCCUGGGCCUGACUUCUUAUAGAGGAGGAAACUUUAUCUGAAACCUGAAGGAAACCAGGAGGCAGGGAUGAGGAAGAAGAGAGUUCUAGUUGUGAGGAAGAGGUAGCAUAUAUGUCAGCAACUAGUUUACCAAAAAAAAAAAAAUUAAUGUACUUCUGAGAAUAAAUCAAAGGGAUAUACUCAAGGAUUUAGGAAAUGAAUCUGACUCUGCCACUAAUGAGCAGAGCUAUCUGUAUGUCCAUAUAGAUACCUAUAGCUAUAUAGAUAUAUUCAGGAAAAAUAUAUGCAAAUAUGGUCACAUGCAUCAUUUUAUAUCUAUUUACACAUAUACUUGGCAAACUGUAUUUAGAAGCUUACACUUCAGCUGCUUUGGUUCAGACCUGUAAUUUUGUAUGUGAUGGCAGCAACAGAUAAAGGAAACUCCCUUUACCCAAAGAGAUCAGCAACUCAUCCCCACCUUAUGAUCUUGGAAAGAUGUCAGGAGAAUAACUUGCUGGUGGGCACACAGCCAGCGUAGGUCAGAAGCAGGACUUGAACCUAAGCCUUCCUAACUGCAAGGCUAUCUCUCUCCACUACUCCAGACUUCCUACCUUGAUUAGAGUGAGUUGAUUUUCCGACUCCUUGGGUGAAAGGAGAAUUCACUUUGCUGGUUCUGAAAAAACAAAGACAACAUGAAAAAUUUACAGCUCUAUGGAUGCCCAGACAUUAUUCCACCAAUUUUCAACUUAUAAGGAUUCAAAAUAUAGUAUAAUCUAGCAAUCAAAAUCUCUUCUCUACUCACAUUCCUAGAAUGUUAAUCCCAGGAGAAACCAGUCAAUGUACCUUCCUCUACACCACAAGAUCAGGAAUGGGGAAUACUUGUUUCUUCACAUGAUUCUUCACAGAUUCCUACAGUAUCUCUCCUAGGAGAGUCGUUGAGAUGUAGACUCUCAGGAUUCUGUGAUACAGCUAAAAAAGGGUUUUAGAACUUAGAGGAUAUGAGUCGGAAAAGGGCUUAGGAAUCAUCUUUGUCUAACAUAACCCCACCUGCAGAUAAGGUAACAGAAAAUGAUAGCAAAAGUAAUUUGGCCAAUAUCAGCAGAGCUGAGACUAAGACGUGAGGCUCUUAAUUCCUAACCUAAUAAUUUUCCCACUAGACUUUCUAUCUAAUUAAAGUCAUUGAAAAUAUAGCUAUUCCUAUUUUUGUCAUAAAAUAUGCAAAAGAUUAAGGUAAUACAUGAGAUCAGAUAAUUUUGAUAAUAAACUCCAUGUGUUUUCAUUGGUUUUUUUGUUUUAUGUUAAAACGUCACAUACCCAAUGUAAAAUGCAUUUUAUAUGUUGAUGGAUCUGUACCUCAUUGGUAUUGUUUCCACAUCUUUGUGCACUACUGUACUAAUGCUAAUUAAAAUAAAUGUAAUAUUUUAUGCUUUAUUGUUAUGUUCAGUAGAUAAUAUGAAUUUUUUUAAACAGCAUUAAAGCUCAUGAACUGC
This is a messenger RNA of Monodelphis domestica (gray short-tailed opossum), 4947 nucleotides long. RefSeq names its product TNF superfamily member 15 (gene TNFSF15). Gene Ontology annotation, molecular function: tumor necrosis factor receptor binding. Lineage: Eukaryota; Metazoa; Chordata; Mammalia; Didelphimorphia; Didelphidae. Gene Ontology annotation, biological process: immune response. Gene Ontology annotation, cellular component: membrane. The record is from RefSeq and is a predicted model, not a curated record.